AUGUACGAAGGGAUUGACAAUCUGAAAUAUCUUUACGACCGUGACGGGAAGACUUUCUCCGGCGGUCCUUCUGCGGCACAGGAUGUGCCGCGUCGUACUGCUCAACCAGACCCAGUACGUCGAUCAUCAGUUGGGAGCGGGGCUCCCAAGAAUCCCAGGACGGGGGAUAGCCGCGCCACCGGACGAGAAAACUCGUCCGACGUCCGUUCACGUCGCCGUGGUUCAACAUUUGCUCAACUAGAUAGCGCUGUCCACCGCAAGAGUCCUCUAGUGGAGGUGGAGGAGGAGGAGGAAAGAAGCUCUACACACGAUCAUGGGGAUCGGUGUGUUCCCGAGAGCUUCUUUGAUCGCGUAACGCAAGGGUUACGCGAGGAUCUCGAACAUGAGCGGAAUAGACGUCUCCAAAUGGCGGAAACUGCCUCGAAGCAUCGAGCUGAGUUUGCCUUUGCUCAGCUUGAGAACGAGAGAUCUCUGACAUCUCUUCGUGACGAGCCAAGGGUAGCUCGUGGGAUUGUUGAUCGGUCUCGGGAUGAGAUAGCUGCUCUUCAGACCCUUGUUGAUGCCCACCAUCGGGAGCACAAGGCUCUCUGCGAGAUGCUUGAGCGCAAGGGCGUUCUUCAUCGGAAGAAGCAGCGUACUGAUGGUACGGCUUAA
Messenger RNA from Peronospora matthiolae, 654 nucleotides. The record is from the annotation of a GenBank genome assembly. NCBI's taxonomy places the organism in Eukaryota, Oomycota, Peronosporomycetes, Peronosporales, Peronosporaceae.